AUGGGAAGGAAAAAAAUACAAAUCUCUCGUAUCCUGGACCAGCGGAAUCGACAGGUACAACUCUUUAAUUAUUCUCGAUCACGUUUGAUUGAUUGUUACAUUUGACAAGGUAUAGUUAAACAGUCACAGACAAAAUAAUACACGAACCAAUAUAUUUCUGUUCCCAGGUGACGUUCACCAAGCGUAAGUUUGGCCUGAUGAAGAAGGCGUAUGAGCUGAGCGUGCUGUGCGACUGUGAGAUCGCCCUCAUCAUCUUCAACAGCACCAACCGUCUGUUCCAGUACGCCAGCACCGACAUGGACAAGGUCCUGCUCAAGUAUACAGAGUACAGCGAGCCUCACGAAAGCAGGACCAACACAGACAUACUGGAGGUAUAAAUAUAUUACUAGCUCCACACAUUACUCAACAGGUUCUCCUAUAUGUAUAGUAAUUUGUUGCAUAAUUAUAUCCAAGGUUCCAAUUACAUUCAUUCCCAAAAAAGACACACUGUUGAGAGUGCUUUGACAUUUGAAUGUGUACAUUUAUGAAAUGCUUACCUGGGCACCCCCAUAAAGCAUUGAAAAAACAAUGUUGGUACAGCCCACUUCUGUAUUGUUAGGACAUCCCCAAGAGUCAAUAGUUUAAACGUGCUGUAGUAUGAAGUAUCCUUGAGGUAAUGUUUGUGUGCUGCUCUUUUCUCUGUCCUGCUGCUGUAGACUCUGCGGAGGAAGGGACUGGGCCUGGGCCUGGACGGGACAGAGCUGCUGGACACUGAGGAGCCCAUGCAGUUGGCAGCAGAGAAGUACGGCCCACUCAGCGAGGGCAUGGACCUCUCCCUGGCCCGCCAGCGCUACUAUGUUAGUACUCACACUGGUCUUAUCAGACACAUGCUGUCUGAGCCAAAGGCUGUACAUGAACUAAAGAUGUUUCAUUGAUUUAUUUUAUUCUGUGAAGAAUGCCUCAGUUUGAAAAAAGGAUUCUAUUGAACGGUCAAACCAUUCAUUUGACUCAGUGAGCACAUUUUGUACUCAUAGAGACACUUUAGCUCUGCAAUGCAGCUGCAAUAGACCUAACUUUCAAAUCUUAACUCAAACAGACACUCUCUCAUAUUUCUCCUCAGGCCCCCUCCUUACACUCACCAGAGGCCCAAUUCCUGGCGUCUGCCGGCUGUGAGAAUGGAUACCCUAACUCGUCCAACUCCAGCCCGAGCUCCCACAGACCCCCGGCCUUCAAGCCCCUAGGCGCUAGACCAGGCUCAGCCAGCUCUGCAGGGCCCCACUGCCAUGCUGCCUUCAUGUCCCCACACUCAGGUGACCUGGCCCCCUAGUUCCUCUUUGCAAACAUUCCUAGAGGGUUAGAGGUACCAUUCUUGACAUGAUUUGCCUACAGAAUGGAUGGCAUGGACGAGUGUCCACGAGUGUGAGGCCACCUCAGUGCUGUGCAGCCGGCUGUGCACACAGGAAGUGAGUGUGUGUGUGUGUGUGUGUGCUGUGUGAAACAGUCCCCCCCACAAGUGAAACAGCGUCUGGCGGCUGAUCUGUGGUUUCUGAGCAGUGAGUGUUUUGCACCUGCUGGUCAUCUCAGCUCAGCUCAACCCCUCACUCUUCACACCCUAUAGUUAUUUGUAGACAUGCGUAGGGAUGCCACUCAAUGGUGUGCAAUCGCAACCAAGCUUUGUAGUUAAUUAACUCAGCAUUUUGAAAGACUAUACACUACAGUAUGAUGCUUGUAAUUUGCCCUUUUUAUCAAUACAGACCAGAGCUAAAUGUAUGGGGAAAAUACGUAUUAUGCUUACUAAGUUAAUGUGUGAAUACAUUUUUUGUUAUCAGGUUGACAUUAAUAAUGUAGGUUUUGGUAGUCUGAAGUAAUCUGAAGUGGCAGAGGUCUAUUAGAGAUACAGUUCCAAAGUUCGAUCCUAAAAAAUUACUUUUACAGGCGGAGUGAGUGACAGAGAUUGAGAGAGAGUGAUUGAGUGUUCUGUCGGUGAGUGAAACAUCUUGUUCUCACUUCCUAUUUGUUUUCUCUCUGUUCAGGUAUUGGCAACUCUAUGUUCUCCCAUGGCAACCUGAGCCGGGCCUUGGAGAUGAAGACUCCUCCCCCUUUGAACCUGGGCAGUGAGAACCGGCGGACAGAGAGCCAACCUGGCAUGGGUGGCACACGUGCCAACUUUAACAGUUCUGUAAGUAUCUCUUAAAUCCUACUUCUCAGUCAUAACGCGAGGUUAGCAUGAGGUACUGCAGUACUGCAGGCUAUAUAGUUCCACUACCACUCAUGGUCAUUAUGAAGGACCAAUCAAAGAGCAGGGUUAUGACGAUGUCAUUAUGAUGAACCAAUCAGAGAGCAGGGUUAUGACGAUGAUAUUACAAAGGGACCAAUCAGAGAUUAGGGUUAUGACAAUGUUAUUACGAAAUACCCAAUCAGAGAGCAGGGCUAUGACGAUGUCAUUAUGAUGGACCAAUCAGAGAGCAGGGUCAUAACAAUUUCAUUAUAAUAAUGUCAUUAUGAAGGACCAAUCAGAGGACAGGGUUAUGACAAUGUCAUUACAAAGGGACCAAUCAGAGAGCAGGAUUAUGACGAUGCCAUUACGAAAGGACAAUCAGAGGACCAACCACACUCACACUUGUACUCAGUCUCACUCUCAUUGUAUUGUUUUGUAAAUAGCUUUUUAACAGUGAUAAUGAAGAGAUUAGGCAUAUUUACUUUGGAUGGUGCCCACAUUGACCGUGUCCACGCUUAUAAAUAUCUGGGCAUUUGGAUAGACGGAAAGCUAUCUUUUAAAAAGCAUAUUGAUGAGUUAGUUAAGAAGUAGAGAAUUAAAAUGGGCUUCUUCUAUAGGAAUAUGUCAUGCAUCUCGUUAAAUAGCAGAAAGCAGGUCAUUCAGUCAACGUUCCUACCGGUUUUAGACUAUGGCGACAUCAUCUAUAUGAAUGCAGCUGACACUAUAUUAAAGCCGUUAGAUGCAGUUUAUCAUAGCGCACUGCGCUUUAUUACAGGCGACAGGUUCAGUACACAUCACUGAAUUCUUUACCAAAAAGUAGGCUGGCCCUCUUUGAAGUUGUGGAGGUCAAUUUAUUGCUCUCUUUUUAUUUAUAAAGCUCUCUUACAAAAACGUCCCCCGUACCUAACAUCAUUAAUAACCUUUAGAGGUAUGAGUUACCAUACACAGUCUCAGGGAUGGCUAUCUGGAGAUCCCUUCGGUCUCUUGGGCAGUUCAAAUAGUUAAUUGGGGACAUCUUUGCUGAGGAAUGUGAUUGUUUCUCUUGAGUGUGUUUUUUUGUUGUAAUCUUGUAUAUUUGUAUUAUGUGGUAUUUGUAAAGUGUGUAUUUGUAGGGCUCCCUUAUAAAAGAGACCUUGGUCUCAAUGGGACUCCCUGCUAAGAUAUAGAAAAAAGAACUCUCUCCAUGUAAUGUUCAGAGAGGCCUACUGUACCCGGGCAUGCACCCAGGGAACCACAUGCUGGCCAUGGGGAAGGCAGGUCUGCUGAGCCAUAGUCUGGGGGGCUACGGCCUCGCCUCUGCUGGACCAUCUGGUAAGACUACAUCUCUGCUCCUCUUAAAUCUUCACCUGCUUCUUAGUUAGUGAUAUACAAUAAUUCUCCUCUUCCCUCCCAGACUACAGCCACCCAGGUUUCUCCCAUGCUGUGAGUCUACAGCGUGGGACAGUGAACCCCUGGCAGACAGCACAACCGCAGGAGCAUCAUGUACCUCACCUCAGCCAAGUGUAAGUCCACUGAUAUACGCCUUACUCAAUUACUCAGUGUUGAACUUUGCACAACGAUGGACCUGAUAGUGUUGUGAAGUGUCUUCUAGUGGCCUCUAUAGGAAAAAUAGCAUGUGAGGAUUCAUUUCAUACUCUAUAUCAUACAUAUACCAUUCUCUUUUCUCUGUCCACUUGCUGUGUACCGGGAUGUCCAGCGGAGGGUGCUCUUUCCCUUCUCAGUCCUCCACCCCCACCCCUCCUCCUCACCCCUCCAUCAACCUCAGCAUCAAAUCGGAGCGCUCCUCCCCGGAGCACAUCUGCUCCCCGACCUCUCCACCCCUGCACCACUUGAGGCAGCACUCUCCAAUGAGCACCCCCAAUUCCGCUCGCCACACCCCCCAUGAGCCCUACCCAGCCAAUGAGAGAGAGGGUUUCCCCAAAGGAGGUGUUCCCUACCCGGCUCAGCACGGGGCAGAGGAGAAAGGGGGGCUGCCCCUGAGGCAAUUAGAAAUCAGCGAUGGAUGGCAGAGAUAG
This is a messenger RNA of Coregonus sp. 'balchen', 4212 nucleotides long. NCBI's taxonomy places the organism in Eukaryota, Metazoa, Chordata, Actinopteri, Salmoniformes, Salmonidae. The record is from the annotation of a GenBank genome assembly.